Molecule: messenger RNA, 3564 nt
Organism: Naegleria gruberi
Lineage: Eukaryota; Heterolobosea; Eutetramitea; Acrasida; Naegleriidae
Exons: 2
Coding region: 1-3564 (1187 amino acids)
Molecular function (GO): protein binding
Source: RefSeq, a predicted model, not a curated record
AUGAGUUUUUUCCAGGGCAACAAGGCAAGGAGACAUUUAUCAUCAUCCUCCAUCCUUUCCUCCCCGUUAAAUUCAUCAUCCUCUUCAACAACAACAACAUCCAACAACACACAAUCAAGCCUAAGUUUAUUACCUUCAUCUUCAUCAUCUUUAUCCUCAUCUUCAUCAUUAAAUCAUCAUUCACAACUCCAACAACAACAACAACAAUUUACACUCAUUAGUAACAUACAACAAUUUAAUGAUAAAAAUUUACAGAAUCAUUCGGUGAAGGAAAUUAAAUUAACAUUGCGUGAUGGUAAUGAAUCGGAUGAAUUUACUCAAAAUAUUUAUCAAAAGAUACAAAAUGAUUAUAAUACUUUAGAAACAUUACAAAUAACAUCAUUACAUUCUAAAUUUUACUUUUUUAGUAAUAUGGCAUCAAAUUCACAAUUUGGUAAAUGGAAUCAUCAUUCAAAAUUGAAUAAUUACUUGAAAAAUCUCUCACUCAUUAAUUGUAACAUAUCAAAGAAACAAUUUAAAAUAAUUUGUGAUGAUGAUAGUUUGAGAAAUCAUUUACUUUCUCUCAAUUUAUCACAAAAUAGUUUGGAUCAAGUUCCAGAGAAAAUUAACAAGAUGAAAAGUUUAAAAAUUCUAAAUUUAUCUCACAAUUUAUUUACACAAUUUAGUGAACCUUUGAGAAAGAUGAAACAAUUAACACAUUUAGAUUAUUCAUUCAAUCAAAUUGAGAACUUUUUAGGUAUUUCUUUCAAGAAGGGUGGUUUAAAAAAGAAAUCAUCUGAAUCUUCACGUAAUUUAACAGCAGAGUUUCAUAAUGAGAAAAUAUCAAGCAAACAACACAAACCACUUGCAAAUUCUUUAAUUUACUUGAAUUUAAGUAAUAAUAGACUUUAUGGAGGUUAUCCACAGUGUUUAGAUGAUUUACGUUUAUUGGAAACUUUAGAUUUGAGUGCAAAUCCUAGUUUAUUUAGUCAUGAAUCGGAUUUUUCUUUAAACAUGUCACUCAAUACGACGAGUACAAGUGUAAUCAUUUCAGGUCAAUUCCAUCAUUCAAAUAAUGACACUCUUUCAAAAUCUGCUCCAAAUUUAACAUCAACUCAUCAAUUAAUUAAUAUUAGUAAUAGGUCGACAUUGAAUUUAUCACAAAUAUUUACAAUUAUUGAUCCAAAUAAUGAAGCAAAUAAUUCAAUUUCAUCACCAAAUAAUAAUGCAUCAAAUCAAUCAUCAUCAUCAUCAACUAAUGGUUCAAUUUCAAAAGUUUCUCCAAGAAUGUCAAGAGUUAUUAGAAAGACUGAUGAUGAUAUGAUUAAUAUUGAAAAGGAAUUGUUAUUACAACGAAAACAAACAGUUUCUAGUUUCCUUGUUUCUGAACAUUUUCAUCAUAGCAUUACAGAAAUUGAUAUUAGUAGUUGUGGUUUAGUUAACUUUCCAAUAGAAUGGUUAAGAAGAUUUCCAAAACUUAAAUUAUUGAGAAUGAAUAAUAAUGGACCAUUUGGAUUAGAAACUCAAGAAGAUGAUUUACCUUCAACUAUUAGAGGUCUUUCAUUCUUGAGAAGGUUGGAAAUGAAGAAUUGUUUUAUUAAGGGUUCUAUUCAAUCGAUAAUGAGUUUAUCAAGUGUUGAUUUUUUAGAUAUUUCUCAUAAUAGACUGAAAGAAUUACCACAAAUUCCAACCGAUUACAUUACAUCCAAUAUUGAAACACUAAAACUAAGUCAUAACAAUCUAAGAUUUAUUAACAGCAAUAGCAUGCUUGAAAAAUUGUAUUCUACUAUUACCUAUUUGGACUUGUCUCACAAUUAUUUAGAAUCCAUUCAAGAUAAUACACUUACUGGAAUGGUUCAAUUGAAACAUUUAGAUUUGAGUUAUAAUUGUUUGAAAAAGUUACCUUCUAAAUUAUUCUCUGGAAUGAGAUAUUUGAAAAAUCUAUGUCUAUGCCAUAAUGAAUUGGUCUUUGAGAAAAUGUUUUUAGAUGCAAAUAGUAUUCAAGAAUUAUCUCUCUUGAAACGUAUUGAAACUAUUAAUUUAUCUUUCAAUAGAAUUAAAUGUUUGAAAGGUAUUGAAUUAUUCUCUGAAACUUUAUACGUUUUAGAUUUAAGUUAUAAUGACAUUCAUUGGAAUAAUCAAGUAUUUGAUGGUUUAUUCCAAUUGAAAAAUAUUGAAACUUUAAAUUUGAGUGGUUGUGGUAUUACCACUCAUGAUUUUGAACAUGUUGCAGGAAAUAGAUGGUUAGAUUUUAGAUAUUUACAUGAAUUGAAGUUGAAUAGAAAUUGUUUAACAAGUUUAAACAUUCAAAUUGAUAGUGCUUCUUCUACUAAAAAGUUAAAUGAAUUGAAAACUCUAGAAUGUUCAUAUAACUUUAUUUCAUUGAAGGAUCAACAACAAAUUAGUCAAGAUUGGAAAAAGAUAUCACCUAAAUUGACAAAUAUUAAUACCUAUUCAUUAUUUAAUCAUUUAUAUACUGUAUGUGAAAAGGUUGAUUGGGAAAAUCCAAGUUUUACAACAUGUCUAUUUGAAUCUGUACUAUUUUGUGAUUCAAAUUUAUUACACUUACAUAAGAGCAUUACAAAAGAAAUGAAAAACAAGCAAGUGACACAUAUUAUUCAAAUUAUUAGUGAAUCCGAUGAAAGAUUCAAAUUAUGUGAUGGUAUUGAUCCACACAGAUUUUCCGAGUACAUUUUCAAAACGUACAAGAUUUAUAACACAAGUAUUGAAUAUCUUGUUGUUUAUCUUCCAGCUAGUAAUAGAUUAAAUUUUGAAAAAUUAGACGAAUGUGUGAAAUGGAUUGAAGAUUCUAAAGAGCAUUGUCUCAUUUCAGAAUAUAAUCCAUCUCAAUCUGAUAAGGAUUUGACCAUGUUAGUUCAACAGAAAAUCAAUCUCUUCCUUGCACCAUCUAGUCCACCAUCUUUAUCUGAAAAGAUUUCAGAUGAUUCUAUGAAAGCAGUUUCUACUCACAGUAAUCAUUCUAGUUCAACAUCUAGUAUUGAUUUUGAUGAAAUUAAAAUAUUUGAAGCUAGUUAUACUAUUAUAAUUGCCUAUCUCAUUAAGAAUAGACAAUUAAGAUUGGAAUGUGCUAUAGCUUUAUUAAGAGAUUUAAUGAUUCUGAAUGGAAGUACAGAUGUUACUCUGAUACCAUAUCAACAUCAUCUUUUAUUACAAUAUGAUUUGAAAUUGAGAGAGAUUAGAUAUCUUUCUCAAUCAUCUUUAAAACGAACACUUGAAAGAGAUGAUUUACGAACUCAAUUUAAACAUUACUGCUCAACUGAACAAUCUUCUCAAAAUAUACUAUUCUGGGAAAAGGUUGAAUUUACAUACAAGACAGAAUAUAGAGUGAGAGAGAGAAGGAGAAUAGCAAAGGAAAUAUUCAACACAUUCAUAUCUGAAUCAUCAACUUCACCACUCAAUAUUACACAAAGUCAAAUUCAUGCCAUGUCUAAAUUAAUAUUCUCAGACGAAACUGAACAAAUUACUCAUGAUUAUAUACCACUUAAUUUAUUUGAUAGUAUGGUAACUGUUAUUGAAAAUGUAAUGAUGGAUACAGAAAGAAGAUUUCAGAGAGUUAAAUUAUAA